CAUGUACGCAUACAUUUUCACAUGCAUACAAAGUGACAGGGGCAUUCGAGCAUGAAAAAUGUCAUGAUCAAACUCCCUAACUCUAAAACAAGGAAAACGGUGCUUCUAUUAUCUUAUCUAAUCUAUCAACACGAAUAUUCCUACGUCUUCACCCACUAUGACCCUUGACCUGACUACCCUGGACGCCCAUGAGCAACCAGAUGAAGAGCUCAAGGCUACGUGGAAAAAAUAUUCGAGGACUGACCAUGAGGAAUUCACGAGUCAUCCGGACAUAGAUGAGCUAGACCCCCCGAACACUGUGGGCGCAUUCAAACUAGCAGGGCAUAUCCCAAGUGAAAUUCUCACGGCCUCUUUUAAGCAACUCGAAGGUAGUAACUGGGAUGGAAGCCAAACGAUUGAAGAUGCUCCUUUCUACUUCCAUCCUCUACUCCCAGGCUUGCUUAUAUUUCCCUCCCUAAUACCCCCAAGAACGCAGAAAGCAUUAGUAUACCGCAUGGUUCAUAGGGAUCUAAGCAAUCCUACCCACCAGACUAACUUACACUUACACUAUGAUCUUCCCUAUUUAGAAGGACAAGAUAAGACGGAUGUUGAUUCCCGGUCUUUCUUCUCUUACUCUCCAGAAUCAUCCACGAAGUUUCUACCAAAAGACCCGACCGUUCACAAGUCCCUGUCUAUCAAGCAAGUCCUUGAACGGCGGUUAUCUUGGGUUACGCUCGGGGGGCAAUACGAUUGGACCAAUCGAGAAUAUCCUGACCAAGCUCCUCCUGAUUUUCCUCAUGAUAUUGCCAAUUUCCUUCAGACUCUCUUCCCGGAUACUGCUGCUCAGGCUGCUAUUGUCAACUUUUAUAGCCCGGGGGACACGAUGAUGAUGCAUCGAGAUGUUAGUGAGGAAUCAGACAAGGGUCUUGUAAGUCUCAGCAUAGGCUGUGAUGCAUUAUUCAUGAUCGCGCCAAAUGGCUAUAAACACAUGUCGACAGACAGAGAAGCUUCCGAGAAGCCAUACCUUCUUCUGCGACUACGAUCCGGAGAUGCCAUUUACAUGACCCAAGAAUCCCGAUAUGCUUGGCAUGGUGUACCAAAGGUUCUUAAAGGCACCUGUCCAGAUUUCCUAGCCGAUUGGCCGGCAGAAGGCGACAAGUUUCAAGAAUGGAAAGGGUGGAUGCGGAAUAAGCGCAUUAACUUGAACGUCAGACAGAUGAAAGACUGAAUUUCAUAUCCGUUUUAAUGUUUAAACAAACUACAAUAUCCCUGCCACGGUAUAUAAAGUUUUGCUCAGUUCGCCCCCUUCAAGCUAAAGCUUAAACACGUCCUUGCAGUCAUAAUCAAGAAUCUGCAACCAUGUCGUAGACAAUGUCUUCGGAUUGUCCAGACCUAGCAUACAAGACAUGAUCUCAUGACAACAUCAUCGGAAUUAUAAUAUGCCAAGGGCAUCCCCC
This is a messenger RNA of Daldinia loculata, 1436 nucleotides long. RefSeq lists its product as uncharacterized. NCBI's taxonomy places the organism in Eukaryota, Fungi, Ascomycota, Sordariomycetes, Xylariales, Hypoxylaceae. The record is from RefSeq and is a predicted model, not a curated record. The coding region runs from base 158 to 1207 and encodes 349 amino acids. The transcript is spliced from 2 exons. Gene Ontology annotation, cellular component: nucleus; cytoplasm.